Peniophora sp. CBMAI 1063 is the source of this 648-nucleotide messenger RNA. NCBI's taxonomy places the organism in Eukaryota, Fungi, Basidiomycota, Agaricomycetes, Russulales, Peniophoraceae. The record is from the annotation of a GenBank genome assembly.
AUGCUGUCGCGCCUACUUGAGGCGGUUCGUAUCGCUCUUGGCCGCGCAUACCAGCGCUCUUUUGAAACCCAUCCGAAUUUCACACUCGCUAUUGCCGGCGGCAUUCUCAACGCUUUAGGAGAUGUAGUCGCCCAAACCUCCCAGCGUCUGCUCGCUGACGAGAAGGACCGCCAUCCACAUGAAUACGACAUCACGCGAACGAUGCGCUUCUUCCUCUUCGGUGCUGGAAUCAGUCCGGUCAUCGGCAGAUGGAACAAGUUCCUGGAGGCGCGGUUCCCUCUACGGGCGAUUGGAGGCACGGGCCGUGUCAGCUUCAGAGCGCUCUCCAAACGUGUAGCGGCCGACCAAAUCAUCAUGGCUCCUAUUGGUCUUACCCUGUUCUUGGGCUCGAUGGGUGUCAUGGAGGGCCGCGACCGCGCACAUAUCGCGGAAAAAUUCCGUCAAUUGUACUGGCCUGCCCUCAAAACGAAUUGGCAAGUGUGGCCGGCAGCGCAGUUUGUGAACUUCAGGUUCAUGCCCUUACCGUAUCGCGUGCCCUUCCAGCAGACAUGUGGUGUCUUUUGGACUCUCUACCUUUCCAUCCUCAAUUCAAAGGAGGAGGCGCGGGCAUCUUUCGAAGACGGCAAUGCCCGUACUGUAAACCAUUAA